Messenger RNA from Prunus persica (peach), 899 nucleotides. RefSeq names its product cysteine-rich and transmembrane domain-containing protein A. The transcript has 3 exons. Bases 342 to 617 code for a protein of 91 amino acids. NCBI's taxonomy places the organism in Eukaryota, Viridiplantae, Streptophyta, Magnoliopsida, Rosales, Rosaceae. The record is from RefSeq and is a predicted model, not a curated record. Gene Ontology annotation, cellular component: plasma membrane.
GUAAAUAUUUGGAAAAAGAAAAGAAAAUAUUCUUUCGAACCCAUCCACUACGUAAAUUCGCAUCAUUUCUCCUUUUGUGUGCUGUUAAAGCAGCGUGGAAACCGCGUCUCUCACCGCGUCUUAAGAAUCAGUUUCUUGAGCUUAUAGGUUUUCAGAGGAAAUUUGGUUUCAGGUUCAGUCCUCGAGCUUUAGCCGACUCUCAAAAGUCUUAUAAAAUCUCUCAAAUAUCUCAACUUUUUCAACAUUCAAUCAAAACUCAGUUGCUAAUUUGUUCUAAAAAAGUCUUAAAAAGAAGGUCUUUUUGGUCUCAACAGAGAAAUACAAAGAGAGAUUCAGAGAAGAUGAGUUACUACAAUCAGCAGCAGGCUCCAGUUGGUGUUCCUCCUCCACAAGGUUAUCCUCCAAAGGAUGCUUACCCUCCACCAGGGUACCCUUCACAGGGUUACCCUCAGCAGGAGUACCCUCCUCCACAGGGUUACCCACAACAAGGGUACCCACAGCAAGGCUAUGCUCCCCAGUAUGCUCAGCAGCCCCCUCCUAGGAAAGAAAGUGCUGGUUUGCUUGAAGGAUGUUUAGCAGCACUUUGCUGUUGUUGCCUUUUGGACGCGUGCUUCUGAUGGAAAUCUGGACGAUUUAAUCUUUGAUGAUUCGUUCACGAUUGCUUUAGGUUGGGGUAAAGUCUCAUUCAAGUUUAGGAUAAGCUGUAGUGUCUGGCAAUAUGUUUAACAGUGCUGUUUAGUUUGGCAAUAUGUAAUGCAGACUCCGGGAAUUAUAUGAUGGAUUUAUGUAAGGAUAUUUUCUUUCUGAAUUGAAUGACAGUUUACUUUCGACAUUGUCGUGCUAUUGUUCAUCAGCAAAAUGAAUUUACUACGUUCUCUAUAGUUAAUGGUUCAGAUUCA